UUCCUAUAUGCACGAUUGGUAACAUAUAUAUACAUAUAUAUAGAUUCACAGAUCAAGUUUCAAAUAACGUAUUUAUAUAUUUAUAUUUGGAUAGUUUGUUGUUAAAAAUUAUUUUUUAAACUUUUAAAAAUAUGGUAAGAACAAAAGCAGAUCGUGUGCCUACAAAAGCUGUUGGUAGUAAAGCCCCAUCUAAAACUGUAAAAAGUACACCUACUAAAAAAGCAGCAGGAAGCAGUAAAGGAAAAAGUUAUUCAGGUGGAAAUCCGUAUCACCCAAGAGAUACACCAGAAUGGCAAAAGCCUAUCACAUAUUUUAUUAAUCAAAAUCCUACACACAAAGCAGAAAAUGAAAAUGGAAAUGAAAAUGAAAAUCAAAAUGAAGGUACCAGCAAAGAAACAAAUAAUGAGUCAGAAUAAAAGUACCCUACACAAUAUUGUGAUAAUACCAUUCAGUAUUCAGUUAUUUAAGAGGAAAUUAAUUUAUUUUUUUAUAAAUAAUACAGAAAGAGUUUAAGUUCAGAAAGACAUUUAAGUUUUAAUUAUGUUGAAUUACAACAGAAAAUAAAAGUAGAAAUAAGUAUGUAAGGUAAAGUUAAUAUUUUUUAUAAGACAUUUGAAAUGUAUUCAGUGCCAUAAAUAUAACUUCUAAGAUUAUAAGAU
This is a messenger RNA of Osmia lignaria (orchard mason bee), 659 nucleotides long. Its product is annotated as PCNA-associated factor. NCBI's taxonomy places the organism in Eukaryota, Metazoa, Arthropoda, Insecta, Hymenoptera, Megachilidae. Gene Ontology annotation, cellular component: nucleus. Gene Ontology annotation, biological process: translesion synthesis; regulation of cell cycle. The record is from RefSeq and is a predicted model, not a curated record. Gene Ontology annotation, molecular function: chromatin binding.